This is a messenger RNA of Impatiens glandulifera, 443 nucleotides long. RefSeq names its product MYB-like transcription factor ETC3. Lineage: Eukaryota; Viridiplantae; Streptophyta; Magnoliopsida; Ericales; Balsaminaceae. Gene Ontology annotation, biological process: cell differentiation. Gene Ontology annotation, molecular function: transcription cis-regulatory region binding. The record is from RefSeq and is a predicted model, not a curated record. Bases 43 to 399 code for a protein of 118 amino acids. The transcript has 3 exons. Gene Ontology annotation, cellular component: nucleus.
UUUUCUCUCUCUACAUAUCCUUACAAACACAAGAAAGAAAGAAUGGAUAGCCGGCGCAGAAAGCAAGCCAAGAUUGCCGGAGAUCAUCAUCAUUAUAAUUAUAAUAAUAACAACAAUAGUUGUUGUUCUGAAGAAGUGAAUAGCAUAGAGUGGGAGUUCAUUAUGAUGAGUGAACAAGAAGAAGAUCUGGUUUAUCGAAUGCACAAACUCGUCGGAGACAGGUGGGGAUUGAUAGCAGGGAGGAUUCCGGGAAGGAAACCGGAGGAGAUAGAGAGAUUCUGGGUCAUGAGACACACUGAAGGAUUCCCCGCUAAAACUAAAACUAAAACAGAGUAUUUUUCUCCGGCGACUCUGCCGACCAGCCGGCCGGCCAGACGAACUUCUCCUUCUUCUUCUUGAUUUGAUAUAAAUUAUUAAAUGUAAUAUGUCUUCUUUAUUUCGAA